Drosophila subpulchrella is the source of this 631-nucleotide messenger RNA. Its product is annotated as rRNA 2'-O-methyltransferase fibrillarin-like. The transcript is spliced from 2 exons. The coding region runs from base 199 to 564 and encodes 121 amino acids. The record is from RefSeq and is a predicted model, not a curated record. Lineage: Eukaryota; Metazoa; Arthropoda; Insecta; Diptera; Drosophilidae.
CUAUCGGGCUAUCGGCUAACAAAAAUCGGAAGUUACCUAACCCAAAUACAAAAUACGCUAAAUAUGAAAAUACACACAUCUGGUACAUCUGGAAUAUUUUACCAAACUUCACCAAAUUAGCAAAUUAGCAUUCGUAAAAAGAAGAAAGUAAGCAACAACUGUUUCGGGAGACACCAACCCCCUCAUUCCCAAAGGAAAAUGCAACGUGGAAGGGGCGGAUAUUACCCACGCCGGUCGCGAGGUCCGGCGGGCCGUCGCGGCGGUGGUGGUGGACAGGGUGCCGGAGGGGGAGGCCACGGUGGAUCGGCCGAUCCUCCGGCGGGAGAUGACAAGGGUGCUCGAGCGGGAGCGCGAGAUGGCCCGCAUCCUCAUGGUGGCCGGAGGGGGCGGAGGCGACACUUUAAGGGAGUUCAUUCGUCUUGCAAUGGACGAUCCAGUGAAGGUGGCUGGUUUCCUGGGUGCCAUCAAGGUGCCCACCCCGGAGUCCCAGCAGUUGCAGGCAAUCCAGCACCAGCUGCAGCAAAUUCAGGGUCAACUGAACUUACAAAAUCAGUAAAUCAGUAAUAAAAACUAACAAAAUUAGUAUUCCAUUACCCCAUUUGCUAAUAAAAGAAAGUAAAUAAACGUCGUU